Messenger RNA from Gracilinanus agilis (Agile Gracile Mouse Opossum), 735 nucleotides. RefSeq names its product carbonyl reductase [NADPH] 2-like. The record is from RefSeq and is a predicted model, not a curated record. Gene Ontology annotation, molecular function: carbonyl reductase (NADPH) activity; L-xylulose reductase (NADPH) activity. Gene Ontology annotation, biological process: xylulose metabolic process; glucose metabolic process. NCBI's taxonomy places the organism in Eukaryota, Metazoa, Chordata, Mammalia, Didelphimorphia, Didelphidae. The transcript has 8 exons. Bases 1 to 735 code for a protein of 244 amino acids.
AUGCAGAUCAGCUUCAGUGGCCUCAGGGCCUUGGUGACUGGGGCAGGGAAAGGGAUUGGAAGGGAUACAGUGAAGGCGCUACAAGGCUCUGGGGCCCAGGUGGUGGCUGUGAGCAGGACCAACGAGGACCUGGUUAGCCUUUCCAAGGAGUGUCCAGGAAUAGAGCCUGUCUGUGUGGACCUGGGCGACUGGGAGGCCACUGAACGGGCGCUGGGAAACAUAGGUCCGGUAGACCUGUUGGUGAACAAUGCAGCUGUCCUUCUGGUCGAGCCCUUUUUGGAGGUCUCCAAGGAGGCUUUUGACAGGACCAUCAAUGUGAAUCUUCGAUCAGUGUUCCAGGUGUCCCAGAUAGUUGCCAGAGGGAUGAUUGCUCGUGGGGCCCCAGGAUCCAUCGUCAAUAUCUCCAGCAUGGUCUCUCGAACCGCUAUUGCCAAUUUGGCCAGCUACAGUUCCACCAAAGGUGCAAUGGACAUGUUGACCAAGGUAAUGGCCCUGGAGCUUGGGCCACACAAGAUCCGGGUAAAUACAGUGAAUCCCACAGUGGUCUACACUCCCAUGGGGAGAAAAGUCUCUGCUAAUCCAGAAUUAAUUCAGGCCCUAAAGCAACGAACUCCCCUAAAGAAGUUUGCAGAGGUGGAAGACGUGGUUUACAGUAUCCUCUUUCUACUGAGUGACAAGAGCGCCAUGACCAGCGGCUCAGGCAUCCUGGUUGAUGGCGGGUAUCUGGCCUCUUAG